GCUCGUGCCUGUCUGUCCUUUUUCUGACGGUCUAUCGUAUAAUGAGAAAAAUAGCAAUAUUUAUGAAAUCAUAUUUGUAUACAAAAAAUAAGUGAUUUGAAAACGUUCAAACAUGGAUAAAUGUGCAAUAUGUCUCAAGCCUGCAGUUCAACUGUUUGAAACUGGAAAAGAUGGUGUUUACGCGUGUUUUAAAUGUCAGCCUCUCGUACCAGAAGUGACUAUUGGUGACCAUCCAUCUGAAGCCACAGAGCCAAAGUCUUCCAAAACCAUUGAGGUGAGCAUAGACCCAGAUGGAUUGUAUUGUGAUAUAUGUGAGAAGUCUUUUCAGAAGAGCACCCAGCUGCAGAGUCACAUGCGCAACCACCGUGCGGAGAGGCGCUUUGUUUGUACAUAUUGUAAUAAAGCGUUCUCACAAUCAAAUAACUUGAGAGCACAUCUCCGUAUACAUACAAAUGAACGGCCAUACAAAUGUUCAGAAUGCGGCAAAGCUUUUACCCAGGUGACAAAUCUAAACAACCAUGUCCGUUUGCACACGGGCGAGCGGCCAUACGUGUGUCCGGAGGAAGGCUGCGGCAAAGCAUACGCUCAGGUGACAAAUCUGAACCAGCACCGCAAGCGGCACCUGUCUGGUCCUCCGCCGAAGUCUGCAUAUGACUGUCCCGUCUGCGGGGAGAGCUUCCAGCAGCGGAACCACAUGCAUACACACAGGCGAAUGGUACACGAAGUAUCAAGUGAAGUUGGUAAGAAGGGCAAGAAUAUAGCUCGUCUGUGUUGUGGCGAGUGCGGCGAGGUGCAGGCUGACAGCACCGCGCUGCGUCUACAUCUCGCCUCACAUCAUCUACACACCGACCACAAUGAUGACAAGCGAGUGUAUUCUUGCGUGUUCUCGUCGUGCGGCGAACGGUUUUUAUCUCCGAGUCAGCACACGGAGCACCUGCUGCGUGCGCAUCAGCUGCGUGUGAUGACUGCACGUGCGCCACACCCGCCACGUCGCGGACGACCUCCCAAAGUGUCAAGAGAUAUUUAUGAUCCGGAAGAGAAUUCCAUGUAUGAUGAGGUAAAAAUAACGAAACAAGAAAGGCAAUACUCUCCUAAAUUAAAAGUACAGAGUCUGUUUCAAUGAGUAUCGUUCUGUUGACGUUUCUUAAUUUGUAUCAUAAUGUGUACGGAUCUGUUUGAGAGAGAAAGUGAGCGAGAUAGAUAUAUACAAGAGUGUAAGAAGGACAGAGACGGAAGAUAUUCAAAACGUCAGGGGUGUAUUUGGUCGUAUUUUAUUUCAAAUGAAAAUUGCUUUCAUUUUUUGCAUUUAAAAUUUAAAAAGAGAUAUAAAUGGUAUAUAUAAGGAAGUAUUAGAUUUGUAUUAAGUGAUAUUUUUAAGUGCAAUUUCUUAAUAAGAUAGUUUAUGAUAAAGAUAUAGUUUCUUUUAAAAUAUAGAUAUAACUGUGUUUUUUGUGACCACAGCUACGUUCGCACAAUUAACUAAUCGUGCAUAAUAACAUGACAUCUGUUACCU
Messenger RNA from Papilio machaon (common yellow swallowtail), 1513 nucleotides. RefSeq names its product gastrula zinc finger protein XlCGF7.1. The transcript is spliced from 10 exons. Gene Ontology annotation, cellular component: nucleus. The record is from RefSeq and is a predicted model, not a curated record. Gene Ontology annotation, biological process: regulation of transcription by RNA polymerase II. Gene Ontology annotation, molecular function: DNA-binding transcription factor activity, RNA polymerase II-specific; RNA polymerase II transcription regulatory region sequence-specific DNA binding. Lineage: Eukaryota; Metazoa; Arthropoda; Insecta; Lepidoptera; Papilionidae. The coding region runs from base 113 to 1123 and encodes 336 amino acids.